Messenger RNA from Vicia faba (fava bean), 765 nucleotides. The record is from the annotation of a GenBank genome assembly. NCBI's taxonomy places the organism in Eukaryota, Viridiplantae, Streptophyta, Magnoliopsida, Fabales, Fabaceae.
AUGUCUGGUGUGUCAAUGGCUGUGGCUGGUGAUAGAAAUGAAACAGAGAAUAGGCAACAUGGAAGCAUGACAAUGAUGGGUUCAUUACGUGUAAUAGAGCUACAACUUGUAGCUUUUGUAUUGGUUUUCUCAGCAAGUGGUCUUGUCCCACUUUUUGAUCUACUCUUUCCUGUCUUUGUCUCUAUCUAUCUAUUAGCACUUUCACGUUUUGUUUUUCCAUCAUUCAGUCAUGGAGUUUCUCAAACUAUUUUCCAUGGAAGCAAGGUUUUUCGAAUCUUUGUUAUUGUUGGAACAAUAGUGGGUUUGUUCUUGCCUCUGGCUUAUGUUUUGGGUGGAUUUGGCAGAGGAGAUAAACAUGCUGUGAGAUCUGCAAGUCCACACUUGUUUUUAAUCUCUUUUCAAAUACUCACUGAAAAUAUAAUUAGUGGGUUGUCAUUGUUUUCACCUCCUGUGAGAGCAUUGGUGCCUUUGAUUUAUACAGUGAGAAGGAUCUUUGUGGAUAUUAAUUGGAUACAUGAUGUGUGGCUCAACAUCAUUUUGCCACCAAAUGCACACAUUAAGGACAAGGCAUGGUUUUGGUUUGGGAGGGUUCUGGCUGUGGUUAAUCUGGUUUAUUUCUCCAUCAAUCUCUUUGGAUUCUUGAUUCCAAGGUUCCUUCCGAGGGCUUUCAAGAGGUAUUUCCAAGAGAGGGAUGAGAUUUAUGCUAAGGCUGCUGAGGACAAACCACGUGUCCCAAAGAGAAAGACAACAAAUUUAUGUCUUUAA